CCCGAGCUCUCCGAAGCAUCCAGGCGCUAGAAAGCCACCAAAACCCUAGGAGAAUCCCCAAAUCUCCCGUAUUUGAUCGGCGCCACUCAUCUCUCCGAUCUCCGGCGAGGUUUCCGUUCGCUUAUUCCGCCAGGAUGGAAGGGAGUCCGACUUCUUCCGACUCCAAUGCUGCGAUCUCGGCCGCUGCGGCGGGUGGGAGGAGGGAAAGGGUUGGAGAGGUUGAUUGCUUCGAGCUGUCUUCUUCCAGCGUCCUCAAGCUCCUCAAAGGGGACAUCACUUCGUGGUUCGUGGAUGGGAAGACAGAUGCUAUUGUGAAUGCAGCUAACGAGAAAAUGCUAUAUCCUCAUGAAGAAGCAUCCAAAAUAGCCAUAUCUGCAAUUAAGGAGUUCCCACGUGAUUUCAAAGAGGUAUACUUUGUGCUAUUUUCAGAUGAUACCUACAGAGCAUUUCUGGGGACUGCUCUCGAGUUCAUGUGAAGCUCUCUCUGCAUGAUACCCGAAAUAAAUAUGUAAUGUUUGGGACAUGAAUUUGAGUUUCAUUUAGGAGCGUUUGCUGUUUUAUAUAUUUUC
Molecule: messenger RNA, 569 nt
Organism: Phalaenopsis equestris
Lineage: Eukaryota; Viridiplantae; Streptophyta; Magnoliopsida; Asparagales; Orchidaceae
Product: macro domain-containing protein XCC3184
Source: RefSeq, a predicted model, not a curated record